This is a messenger RNA of Liolophura sinensis, 2108 nucleotides long. RefSeq lists its product as uncharacterized. Bases 152 to 2104 code for a protein of 650 amino acids. NCBI's taxonomy places the organism in Eukaryota, Metazoa, Mollusca, Polyplacophora, Chitonida, Chitonidae. The transcript has 2 exons. The record is from RefSeq and is a predicted model, not a curated record.
AGGAUUUAUAGCACUAUGUAUGACUGAGCACUCAGAUGCGGGCACAGGGGUGUGGUAAAGUCUACAUACAGCCUCCCCCACCCUACUCCCUGCCUCUCCCUGGCUGGAUGAUGGUGUACGGGGAUGCUUCACGGAAUAGAGAACAGUCGUCAUGGCAACACGUUCCCGCCAGCGUUUCUUUUGUAUAUUGGUAUCUGCUACAGUUGCAUUUUUCCUCGUGACGCUUAAGGUGACAUCACGUCCGGCAGUGCGGCAGCUACCGGCUAACAGUACUUCAAAUUAUUCCGGUUUUCUUGUGGACACGGUUGGAUGUAAAAUUCCCAAUAUUAACCCCUAUGACGAGCUGAUCAAGCGGUUUGUGUGGCAUGGUACUAGAGUACAUUGCAAGGGAAAGCCCGCCAUUACGUACGAAGAUGGGUUAUGGAUACGCAUCAACCGAACCCGCGUUAAGAAGUAUUAUCGUAAUGAUUUGAAAUACUGUGCCUACGAACCGCUACAAAGGCCAGUGAACGGGUCUGACGACCGAAUUGAUUAUACCAACAAGAAAAUCCUCUUCUACAACGACACAAUAGUGAAGGCCGAAUUCAUGCGGGUUUACUGUUACAGUCGGAGCGAGGGUGUGAUAUAUGUGAAUUUUCACGCUUUUAUUUUGCCUAAACCGGAAAUAGAGCGAAGGUAUAGGAGAAACUUCAAGAGGUAUAAUAAGACGUUUGACUUAAAGGCCAACUUAAAUGUACUUAUGUUUGGUGUAGACUCUGUGUCAAGACUCAACAUGAUUCGUCAGAUGCCCCGAACCCGGGAGCUUUUGUUUAGUGAGCUAGGGGCUGUGGAGAUGUUGGGGUAUAACAAGGUAGCUGACAACACUUACGUCAACAUUGUCCCCAUGACGGUGGGGAAGUUUGUGGAGGAGCUACCGUGGAACGAGACAAUGGCCGACGUCCCGUUUGAUGAAUACGGCUUCGUGUGGAAGAACUUCUCAAAAUACGGUUACAGGACGUUGUAUGCUGAAGAUGCGCCGAAAAUCGCCAUAUUUAACUAUCUCAAAGCGGGAUUUCACGUCCCUCCAGCCGAUUACUACCUACGCCCUUUUAGCUUAGCCAUUGAGAAGCACAAAACACUGUGGAAUCAAAACAACAACUGUUUCUCCAACAGCUUGGAGACAAAUCUCGUUCUGGAUUACGUGCACCGCUUCAUUAAGUCUUCUCAGGGAAAACCGUUUUUCGCUUUCACUUUUAUCACGAGACUUACGCAUGAUGACGUGAACAGAGUUGGGGCCGCAGAUGUGCCACAUCACGAUUUUCUGAGUAAGCUGAAGGAAGAAGGUCACUUGGAAAACACAGUGCUUAUCUACUACAGUGACCACGGUAUUCGCUUUGGAGAUGUUAGGGGGACUUAUAUAGGUAAGCUUGAGGAACGACUUCCAUUCAUGUUUAUCGCGUUCCCCAAAUGGUUUCGGGAGAAAUACCCAAAGCUAAUGGACAGACUGACAACCAAUUCAAAACGACUCACCACACCGUUUGAUAUCUAUGAAACGUUAGUUGACAUUUUGCACUUCAACCGUAGUGUGGGUAAAUCCGAUAAACAGCUGACAGAUCGAGGGAUCAGUCUUUUUAACAACAUCUCUCCCGCUCGCACGUGCGAACUUGCCAGCAUUCUGACUCACUGGUGUACUUGUCAACUUCAAGAGCGCGUCAAUGGAACAGACCCUAUCAUUGUGAAGGCAGCCACGUUUGUCGUGAAAGUUCUAAACUCGAAGACUGCCAAUCACAGAACCUUAUGCUCUAAACUGAAACUAGGAGAAAUCUGGGAAGCCUGGCGAAUGGUACCUAACGAGGAGGUGCUGCGCUUCCGGAAAAGUCUUAAUGACGUCAUCAAUAGACAGGUGUUUUAUGGAGAACGUGCGAAGGCCAUAGUGGAUUACCAAAUCACGCUGACAACCGUUCCCGGCCAGGGACUGUUUGAGGUAACGGUGCGUCACGUGGAACUGGAGAAUCAGUUUACGGUGAUGGGGGAAGUCAGUAGAAUUAACCUGUACGGGCAGCAGUCGGCCUGUACAAAGGACAUCCACCUUAAAAAGUACUGUCACUGCGUAGCAGGAGGAUAGCGAU